Populus euphratica (Euphrates poplar) is the source of this 1073-nucleotide messenger RNA. Its product is annotated as probable 2-oxoglutarate-dependent dioxygenase AOP1. The record is from RefSeq and is a predicted model, not a curated record. The coding region runs from base 16 to 969 and encodes 317 amino acids. The transcript is spliced from 3 exons. NCBI's taxonomy places the organism in Eukaryota, Viridiplantae, Streptophyta, Magnoliopsida, Malpighiales, Salicaceae.
CCUAGUAUCCUAAAUAUGAGCCAGGAAACUCUUUUUCAGCUUCCUAUAAUAGAUUUCUGCAAGUCAGAUCUAAAGCCGGGAACUUCAGAGUGGGACUUGGUGAAAUCUCAAGUUUGGAAGGCAAUUUCCGAGCAUGGUUGCUUCAAGGCUCUGUUUGACAAAAUUCCUCUAAAUGUCGCGAAGUCAUUUCUUGGUGAAGUGAAAGAGCUCUUUGACUUACCCCUUCAGACCAAAAGGCAACAUGUUUCUGAAAUACCAUUUCAUAGCUAUUUUGGGAAAUUCCCACCUCCGCUGCAGUUUGAAAGCUUUGGUAUUGAGGAUCCCAGCAUCUUCGAAAACUGCAACAACUUCACCAAUGUCUUGUGGCCACAUGGGAACCCAGAUUUUAGAAAAAAUAUAGACUAUUUCUCAACAAAAGUAUCAGAAUUUGAGAAACUCAUAAGAAGGAUGAUUUUGGAGAGCUUGAGUCUUGGAAAUUACUUGGAUGAACACAUGAGCUCGACUACUUGUGUUCUUAGAGUAAUGAAAUAUCAAGUGCCUCAAAUUACUGAACCAACGUAUACCUCAAAGGCCCACACAGAUAAGAACUUAAUUACUAUAUUGUAUCAAAAUCUAGUUGAUGGGCUGGAGGUACAAACCAAAAAUGGUGAGUGGAUUGGUGUGGAACUCUCACAAGAUCACUCUUUUGUCAUCAUGAUUGGGGAAUCCUUUAGAGCAUGGACGAAUGGUCGAUUGCACCCGCCGUAUCACCGCGUAAGGAUGACUGGAAGUGAGGCAAGGUACUCUGCUGGAUUGUUUUCGCUUUUCAAAGCAGGUUAUAAAAUGAAAACCCCUGAAGACUUGAUCGAUGAAGAUCAUCCCUUGCUUUACAAGCCAUUUGAUUAUUUUGAAUUCCUUAAGUUUUUUUCGGCCUGGGCACCUAAGGCUCAGCCUAAUCAGUGUGCUUUAAAGGCUUAUUGUGGUGUGUGAUAUUCGUAAUCUUAAAUUAAAGCAACCUUAUGAGGUCGCUGUUUUUUUUUUUUUUUCCUUUACUUUGUAAUAACUAAUAAUGAAAGGGUGACUGUUGGUGCGGU